Molecule: messenger RNA, 1489 nt
Organism: Cannabis sativa
Lineage: Eukaryota; Viridiplantae; Streptophyta; Magnoliopsida; Rosales; Cannabaceae
Product: aspartic proteinase CDR1-like
Exons: 1
Coding region: 42-1292 (416 amino acids)
Biological process (GO): proteolysis
Cellular component (GO): extracellular region
Molecular function (GO): aspartic-type endopeptidase activity
Source: RefSeq, a predicted model, not a curated record
UUAUUAUCAUAAUUGAAUAUAUAUCAUAUACAAUUUUCACAAUGGAAGUAACAUUUUUCUUAACUUUUUGCUUACUUUUCAAUAUUUUACAUUUCUCUUCACCAGUCAUAUCCAGAAGAUUACAAAAAUCUUAUACUAGUUUCAACCUAAUUCAUUCCCAUUCAAUCGAUACCUCUAUACAAACUAAAGUUUAUCCAGGCGAUCGCGAUAUCCUAACUGACCUUUUCCCGAGUGAUGAAUACUUAGUUUUCAUCAACCUUACUAUUGGCAUACCACCUGUUCCACAACUAGUAAUUUUUGAUACUGGAAGUAAAUUGAUAUGGAUUUCUUGCGCUCCAUGCAAUAAUUGUCCUACACCGCAGUUAUUCGACCAAAAUCUUUCAGCCAGUUAUAAAAGAGUUUUGUGUGGUGAUUAUUUGUGCCCUUUUUCUUGUGAAGAUCCAGAUGACCCAUAUCCAUGUGGUUUUCGCACAAAUUAUGGAAGUGGACUCAAUGCAAGUGGAAUAUAUGGUACGGAGUCUUUCACUUUGCCAACAAGUGAUGGUGGAGUGGAGAUAGUAACUGAAAAACUAUUCGGUUGUGCACAUAAAGUAGAAUAUUUUGGCACUAGUAAAUUUAAUGGUAUGUUUGGUUUUAGAUAUGAAAGAAAUUCUUUCCUAUAUAACUUAGGAUCAUCAUUUUCUUAUUGUAUAGGAGACUUGACAAAUACACAAAAUAGUUUUAGCCAAUUACGCAUUGGCAAUGGUGACCAUGGUUAUGGUAUAGAAAUGUUAGGAAAGUGGACACCUCUUAAGAUUAAUGAAGGUGGUAAUUAUAGAGUACAUGUAGACCAUAUAGUUUUUGCACACUAUAUUUUUGUAAAUAAAGGUGGUGAUACAGGAUUUGAUGCAAUCAUUGAUACAGCAUCAUCAACCACUACAUUACCUGAGAACUUUGUGAUUAGUCUGAAAAGAUAUGUGAAAGAACAGUUGAAUAAAUUAGGCGUAAAAGAACAUGAAGGUGCUACCGGAAAAUUAUUAUGCUUCAGAGGUGAUUUGAUGGACCUUAAAGACUUCCCUAAAGUGAUGAUUCAAUGUGAAGGGGAGGCAACUAUGGAAUUGGAUCAUCGUAUUUUGUUCAAACAACAUACAAAGAGAGCAUUUUGCUUUGCAAUACAGGUUACACAAGUUGAUUCAGGAAAGAUAAUGGUAAUUGGAGCGGUGACUCAACAAAAUUACCACAUGGCUUAUGAUCUUGACUACAAGAGAUUGUAUAUGGAAAAAGUUGAUUGUCAAAAAUAUAAAGAUUAUUAGUGCUUUUCAUUUAAAUUUAUAAUGUGUCCCCUAUCAUGACUUCUUAUUAUUAUUAAGUAUUUUUAAAUUUUUACAUUUCUCUUAUAAUAUCUUUAUAUAUUAAAAAUAUUUGUAUAACAAAAAUUCUUAGUGUAAUGAUUUUUUAAAACGGUUUCCCUUUUAUGUAUAAGAGUAAUAAAAGGAAGGUUAACAUUAAA